UCAUCGUCAUCAGACUUCUUCUAGUUUCGGCUCUGUGAUUGGUAGAUUUUUUUUUUGCGCAAAGGUAGUGACGUUUGGCGCCAUUUGUCCAAGCAGACACAGAGUUGGGCGCACUUUUCAAAAAGCAUCGAGCUUAUUUAUAUUAGUUUAUUUGCUCACAUUUAAAACGGCAGCUAUAGCGUUGGAUAUACCGAUAGUGCUUAACCAAGGACGUUAAUUAUGUAUGAUCAAUAAUGUCAGUUUUAAGCUAAGUUGCUGUUUCAAGCAACCUGUCCCUUUGGCUUUGUAGCCAGCUAGCUAGCUAACUAAACUGUCUCGCGCGAGGAUCUUCUGCAGCACUUGGAAUUACCUGAAGAAUAAAAUGACUUUAACAUAGCUUGCUGAGUUACUAGCACAGCUAUUAAAUUAUUUAACACGCCGCCCUGUCCUGCCAUACGCCACAGGUCUCUGGCUUGUUAAAGCUAUGGCUGGGGCUGUUGCUAUGGCCUCUGUUAUUGAAGAUUUUGAGACUCAGCCCCGAAAACGACAAAGAAAAGACGCACCUCCUGUUAAGACGAUCACCAACUACUACUCUCCCGUGCCGAAGCCUUUCUCGCCCCCCAAGUCCAAUAUCUUGGAUUACUUCGGCAAGACUUCGCCGACAGGGGUGAAGAGCAGCGCCGGCACUGCAGAGCAGACCAAGGAGAACAGGAACAGGGAGCCCGAGCCGCCCGGCUGUGGAGAGAGCCCUGCGAAGCCGCGCAAGCCCCAGAGGCUGAGGCGGGGCAGGAGGCCGGGCAGGCCCUCCAGGCUCAGCGCGUCAGCUGGGGAUGGACUCGCUGAGACGCCCCCGCAGGUGAUCGAGGUGUCCGAAUCGAGCUGCUCCAGCGACGGGGCGGUGGCGGAGGCGGCGGCGGCAGGGAAGCAGGCCGCGGGGGUCCUGGGCAGCGAAACCGCGGCUCUCUUGGCUCAGAUCAGCCGCGACGACUGUGUCGUGGACGAGACCCCGAGCGGGGCGGAGCCUGCGCCGAUAAGCACCCUUCCCAAAAAGAGCGCCAGGGAGAGCCUCACGGAAGGGAGCCCUGAUGAUGAGCAGCAUCUGGAGGAGGGACCCAGUCCGUCCGUACAGCUGUUGGAUCAGGCAUCCCCAGGGGACAAGAGGAAAAGGGGAAGGCCUGUUGCCAAGCCUGUCAGGAAGACCAAAUGCAGUUUGCAGAAGUGCUCACCAGAGGCCCAAGAGGCUGAUGGAUCCCCGUGUGACACCAGCCUGGAGGGCAAAGCAGAUGAGCCCUCUCAGCUAAACAACAGCACCGUCGUCAUCUCCUUUGAGGACUUUGUGCAGAGUCAGACCCAGGAGGACAGCAGCGCCUGUGUGGAGACCCCCGAGAACAAAGCAGAGGUGUUGGCUGCACCGCCUUCUGCCGAAGGCCAGCCCGGACCUUCCCAGCAAGUGUCGCCACGAACGCUCACCGUCCAGGCUGAGGUGCACCCCGUCUCCCCGGCGACCGAGCUGGCCAGGGCUGCAGACCAGAGGCUGGCGUCCAUCUUCACGCGGCGGCGGCGAGGGAGCGAGGGCGGGGAGGGCAAAGCGACGGGUUCCCCCCCUCCCCAGGAGAAGCCCGAGCCGCCCCUGGGUCCCGUCCGGAGGUCCAACGUGGUCCUGCGGGAGGACGAGCUGGAGCUGUCCGUCAUCGAGUCCAGCUCCGCGCCCAAGUGCAGCCAGGCGGAGAGGAAGCAGUUCAUGAACGCGUUCAAGCAGGCCAGCCUGGACAGCGGAAAGGGGAAAGCGAAGAAGGGCCCGGGCAAACAGGGGGAGGCCGGGGACGACGCUCAGCCGGAGGAGGCAGAGAGGCAGGAGGAGGACGCGCAGGAGGAGCAGGGCCAGGCCUCUACCCCCGCCCUGAAGGUGGAGCAGGAGAAGCCAGCCAGGGCUGGGCAGAAGCGAGGCGGCAAGCUCAGGAAAAGUGGCAGGAAGAGAGCCCAGGAGGAAGCCGUGGUCCCCGUCCCGGCUGCGGCGCUGGAGGAGCCGGUGCUGCUCGAGGUGGGGAGCGAGGCCGACGGCGAUGGCGCGAAAGACACGCCCUUUUCCACACCAGCUGGCGGGGGACCUGUCCGGAGGUCUGCCCGGACCCGCCCCUGCAGUGUCACCCCUGCCCGGGAAGAGGCCACGCCUCCCCCUAAAACCAGGAGUCGGGAUAGGUCGAAAGGUCGGGGGGGCACUGAGGACUGUUCAGCCGAGGCUUCCACGCCCAGAACACGCAAGCCCAAGCACGGCAUGUACAGAGCCGAGAUGAUCUCUCCCCCCGAUGCCAAGGGCAGCCCUAUCAGGAUGAGAUUGCGACGUGUCUUUCCAAACUUCGAACACCAUGAGUCUGGUGAUGCAGAUGACUUGCAAAUACUGAGUCCCUUAGCAGUUCAGAAGUCCAGUGUGUCUAAGAACAGGAAACAGGCCAAAAAGCUGGUCCAGAAGGCCCGGGUUCUCCAGCAGAACAAAAAGGCGGCGGCGGCGGCUAACGCUGACAGUAAGGCCCCCGUGAGGCGCCUGUCCCGAAAUCGGGACGUCCAGAAGAGCUCCUGUGAGGACGAGGACUCCAGCGUGUGCCUGCCGGACGGGCAGAGCAGCCCAGCCCCCGCUGCCGAAGACAAGGCCAGCGGUCAGAAGCGCCUGCGCAGUUUGAACGAUGUUCUGGGAAGGACCGCUGCUGAGAACAGAGCGGUCAAGAGCAGCGCAGCCCCGAAAGUGGCCGCCGUGUUUCUGGGGAAGAAGCCUCCGAAGCCGUCAGCGGUCAUCUCCAUACUUGACGACAGCAGUCGGGAGGGCUCAGAGAACUCCCAGGACGACGAGGAGUUCAGAGCCCGCCGGGACUUCCUGAUGAGCGGCCUGCCGGAGUCCUUCAAGAGGCAGGUGGCGAGGACCACGGCCAGCCGCGACGCCUACUCCCUGGCCUGCGCCUCCUUCCAGGCCACGGUGCACGUGCUGCAGAGGCCUCCAGAGUGUCCUUUUUGGGGCCUGCCGUGGCCUGGGUCCCCACUGUUGAAACGCCUGAAUGGAGCUGGUCUGGAGCCCCCAAGACCUCUUCUGCCCCCAGGAGCGCUGGACUGCAUAAAGACUGAGCCUGCCCUCAGAGCCCAUAUGGACAAGGGCUCUGGCUGGAGGCAGGAUUUCUCUGAGGACGUCCGCAGACGCCUGCUGGAGGAGAUCAGGGCGUCCAACCCCCCGUUCCCCGUGCGCCGGUUCUUCGCCUGGUUCCUGAGGAGGCGCGAGGAGCACCUCCUGCAGCCCGCGUCUGCCGAGGCGGACGGAGACCCCGAAACCCCCAGCCUCCCAGAGGCCCCUGAGCUGGGCGGGAAGCGCAAACGCAGGCGGGACGGGGAGGGGGAGGGGGAGGGGGUCCAGAAGGUGCCCAAACGAAGGAGGUCUGCGCGAGGGGAGCGGGAGGCCAUCGUGAUAGCGGACGACCCCCCGGCCGCCACGGGGCCGCCGGACCCCCCCGCCCGGGCACCGGCGGGCAGGGGGCGGCUCAGCCGGGCGCGCGGGGGCGGGCAGCCGCGCCAGGAGGCCGAGGCCGACGCCGCGGAGCGAACGCCGGCCCACAAAGGCCCCGUGAUCCUGCUGGAGGACACGCCGCCGCCCGGGCAGGCUGAGAGAGAAUGUGUGAGGGAGGACGUGUUGUGGACGGAGAAGUAUCAGCCCCAGCACUCCAACGAGGUCGUCGGGAAUUCGGCCGCGGUGAAGAGGCUGCGCAGCUGGCUGGAGGAGUGGAAACAGAGAGCCGACCGUGAAGAGAGGAGGAAUCGGAAGGAGAAGAAACAAGAGGACAACAGCAAUGACUCCUGGGACUGCGGUGAUUUCCGGGGUGAGGGUGAUGUGGAGGACGGGGAAGAGCUGCUGGGUAACACCCUGCUGAUCACAGGUCCUCCUGGAGUGGGGAAGACUGCUGCCGUGUACGCCUGUGCUCAGGAGCUGGGCUUCAAGGUUUUCGAGGUGAACGCAUCCUCCCAGCGGAGUGGGCGCCAGAUCCUGUCCCAGCUGAAGGAGGCCACUCAGUCGCACCAGGUGGACAUCCAGGGGGUGAACGCCCACAAGCCUUCCUACUUCAGCAGCUACAGCACCGCCAGGCCUGCCUUUUCCCCACGGAAGGUGAAUUCCCCCAGGAAGGUUCUGCCCUCCCCCAGGAAGGUCGUGUCCUCCCCCAGGAAGAUUGUGUCCUACCCCAGGAAACCUCUCCAUCCCACGGGCAGGCAGCCAAAGAGAGGAGCGCUGGCCCCCACUUCACUGGCCAGCUUCUUCAAAAUGGCCGGCAAAGCCAAGGGCAGAGACCCGAGCGCUCGGGACGACCCGCCACAAAAUGAAUCCGUUCCUCAAAAACCGGUAAAAACGAAGGAGAGUGUCCCGAAGGCCAAACCGUCAUGUGACAAGAAGGAGCCCCCGACGGAGGAGCAGAACAAAAAGGCCGCCACGUCGCUCAUUCUCUUUGAGGAGGUCGAUGUCAUUUUUGACGACGAUUCCGGAUUCCUGGCUGCGAUCAAAACCUUCAUGACCACAACCAAGAGACCUGUGAUUCUGACCACUAGCGAUCCUACAUUUAGUGAGAUGUUCGAUGGAAAUUUUGAGGAGAUCCACUUUAAAACGCCUUCAGCGGCGAACGUGACGAGCUACCUGCGGCUGCUGUGCCUGGCGGAGGGCGUGAGGACGGACGCGCGGGACCUCUCCUCCCUGCUGCGCUGGAACCGCGGCGACAUCCGCCAGAGCCUGCUGCACCUGCAGUUCUGGGUGCGCAGCGGAGGGGGGCCGGGCCCCCACAGGCCCCUCCCGGCCCUGGAGCCCGCAGCUGUCACUCAGGGGGAGACGGGGUCUGCGGGUGCAGCAAAGCUGGCAGACGAGGAGCCGGCAGCCAGCUCCACUUCCUGUGACUCCAGAUGCACCGAAAGCCUGCUGGGAAUCCUGAACAUCGAUGGUCCACAGGACCUGUCUGACAUGCUCAAGUGCUCAUCCUCAGCAGAGCCACAGAGCAGCAGGUGUCUGGAGCUGCUGGUGGAGAGCUGGGGCAGGGGUGUGGACCUGCUGUACUCCAACAUGGAAGCGCUCCUGCCCCUGCCCGUCUGCGCCCUGCAGCGACCCCUCCUCGGCCAGCAGGGGGCGCUCAAAGCGGAGCCGCGGAGCGCCGCGCCGGCGGAGGAGGAGGAGGCGAGCCCGGUGAAGGCGUCCUCCAGGAUGCGGGGCAGGAAGCGCUCGGGUUUGACGGACAGGGAUCUGUUUCAGUCCGACUCCGACUCGGACGACGGCUUCCUCUCCCUGCCGAAACUUCACGGCGCCCCCGCCUCCGAAGCGGAGGAGCCCUCCGCCGGCGCCGACGCGCCUCGGCCAGACCCCGCCGCGGAGGCGCCUCCGCCAGGACCCGGGCCCCUCCGGCCGAAGAAGGCAGACCUCUCCCCGGAGGAGCAGAGGCGCUCCGAGCUGGUCUCCAGCUGCCUGGGCUCCUUGGCGGAGUUCAUGGACCACAUGUCUUUCCUGGACUCGUCCCUGCAUCACCAGCGCUGGCAGCCGGAGGGCGCCUGCAGGCCGGGGGCGUUCGGCUGGACGGGGGCCGCGGUGAAGAACGGGCUGUCGGACGAGCCGAGGGUGGAGGACGCGAGCGGGGCCUGCUGGGGGAGCUCCGCGCAGAUUCGGGCCGCGGUGGAGAGCAUGAGCUUCCGCAGGUGCCGGUCCAGGGUCUCGGAGGCGUGGGCCGAGCCCCAGGGGCUGCAGGCCGAGCUGGGGGAGCCAGGCGUCGGCCAGCUCACCCUCCCCGUGGGCCCCCACAGAACGGGCCUGAGCUUCUGCCAGACCAGCCCGUGUGAACCCACCGUGACGCAGAGGCGUUGCGACGUCAUGAAGACCGUGCUAACCAGCAGAGCUUUCGGCACGCUAGGCAACAAGCCGGCCACGGCCACGGACUACCUGCCUUUCCUGCGUUCGGUCUGCCGGUCGGAGAGGGCGAAGGAGCAGGGCAAGGUGAAGCGCAGGUUUCUGCAUUAUCUGGAUUCUAUUCACCUCGGCCUCUCAAAAAACACUGUCCAGCUCCUGGCAGCUGAUUUCCCCUGAUGUGAACACCGGUCUUCCUUUCUCAUCAUGUAAUGUCUUCUUCCAUGUAAUCCUCUGUACAGUGAUUUCCACAGGUGCUCAUAUACUAUAUGCAAGUCAGAGUAAUUUUUUUUUUUUUCGGUUUGUUUUUAUUCUUGCAGUGGCUUUGUACAGACGGCAACAAGUCGUAUGUAAAGUUGUGUAUUUUUGUACUGUUUAGCACUCUGAUUUUUUUAAAAAUAUCAAAUAAAUUUACCUCUUGUUUGACAGCAAACUUCUAAUACAAUCAUUGUUAAAUCUCCAGCAGCUUCUAUGUACAGAUGAAUUGAGUGAAGAAAUUGAAAUAAAUUUUUGCAUCUGUAAAAAGCUA
Molecule: messenger RNA, 6413 nt
Organism: Anguilla anguilla (European eel)
Lineage: Eukaryota; Metazoa; Chordata; Actinopteri; Anguilliformes; Anguillidae
Gene: atad5b
Product: ATPase family AAA domain containing 5b
Exons: 23
Coding region: 464-6064 (1866 amino acids)
Cellular component (GO): nucleus
Molecular function (GO): DNA clamp unloader activity; ATP binding; DNA binding
Source: RefSeq, a predicted model, not a curated record